Molecule: messenger RNA, 2108 nt
Organism: Pecten maximus
Lineage: Eukaryota; Metazoa; Mollusca; Bivalvia; Pectinida; Pectinidae
Product: dual specificity protein phosphatase 7-like
Exons: 3
Coding region: 295-1347 (350 amino acids)
Biological process (GO): negative regulation of MAPK cascade; protein dephosphorylation
Cellular component (GO): cytosol; cytoplasm
Molecular function (GO): protein tyrosine/threonine phosphatase activity; MAP kinase tyrosine/serine/threonine phosphatase activity
Source: RefSeq, a predicted model, not a curated record
AGGGAGAAACUAUAAAUCGGAGUGGAGAAGAAGGCUGGUUAUAAUGGUCUCGAGUUGACAAGAAGUAUUCACACAAACUAGUACCAGUAUGGAAAUUCACAGUUGUUAGGAUAUAAACAACAACAUUCUGUUGUCUGUAUAGCCCGAGGAUCUCACACCGUGUGUUCAGUUUUUACCUUCCCGUUCUCACUGCCGACGUUGUUGAUUUUCUCGUGCCGUCGACAAGCGGAUUACCAGCCCUUUAACGGUGUUGAUAUUACGUUUAGUGUUUUGUUCAUUUAGUUCCCAUCGCAGAUGCCUUGCGUAGAGUGUAUGUUAAAAAUGUCGGGAGAUUUCGUGAGUCCUGAUGGCCUUGUGGAUCUUUUUGGGUCUAGUGAUUCUCCACUUCUCCUUGACUGUCGCUCGCAGGCCGAUUUCACCAGAUCUCACAUCAAAGGGGCCAUAAACAUAACGCUACCAAGCCUUAUGUUACGGCGAUUAAAGAAAGGAAAUCUUAAACUGUCGUGUGUCAUUCAAAAUAACGAAGCAAAGGAUAAAUUCAAUAAGUUAUGGAAAUCCCGAAAUGUUGUCUUAUACGACGACUGUUCCACGGACCCAAACUCAAACCCUUCAAGUAUUGUCGAACUUUUGUUGAGAAAAUUGAAUCAGGAUGGAGCUAAAACCAGUACUCUCACGGGUGGAUUUCCGUCUUUUGAGAACAGAUACAGAGAGCAUUGUGUUGGACAGGAAAAUGUGGAAGAAACUAUUUUUGGAUUGUGCAAUUUAAAAAUUUCUGACGAUUCUGGGAAUGGUACAUCUGAUUCAGACUGUGAUAAUGUCAACUCUCCCACAGCGAUGUCUCCGUUCCCCGUGGAAGUGCUCAAGUACCUCUAUCUCGGCAACGCUCGCACCUCUGCAGACAUUGGCCAGCUGAAAAAGCAUGGAAUCAAAUACAUUCUUAACGUUACUCCAAAUGUCCCUAACAAAUUUGAGGAAGACAACGACUUUAAAUAUAUGCAGAUUCCUGUAGCAGAUCAGUUGUCACAGAACCUUUCCGCCUUUUUCCCAGAAGCCAUAGCAUUCAUUGAUGAGGCCCGUGAGCAGAAGCACGGCGUGUUGGUGCACUGUUUGGCGGGAAUCAGUCGGUCAGUGACUGUUACUGUGGCCUAUUUGAUGCAGAAACAACAUAUGAGUCUUAACGAAGCUUACGACCAUGUCAAAGGAUGCAAACCUAACAUAUCUCCUAAUUUUAACUUUAUGGGACAACUGCUUGACUUUGAAAAAACUUUAACAGGAGUAGACAGUACGAAGGGUUUCUCCUCGACCCUUAAAGACUCUACAAACACACAACUAGUGGUAGAGACGUGAUGUCUCUCGCAACCCACCCAAUAUCUCAGGCCCCUCAGGUGCUAACACCUCGCCCUGUGUAGUUCUGGCUCCGUGAGUUAAUCCUUUGCCUCGUUGGGAGAAUGACACAAACUAAAACUGAUAUUAAUUAAAACCGACCCGACGUGUUGAGGCCACUCGAGCGGACUCACCAAGAAACUAUAACAUUGUGCCAAUAACACUGGUUUCUACCAGUAACCUCGAGGCUACAAAUCAAACCCGCCAACUGUUUCCGGAAACAGAAUCGAGGUAAACCGGAUAUUGGCUUUGAUAAGUGCCUUUUUGUCUUUCAUUGACGCUUUCUCUACAAUGUAAUUUUAGCAUUUGUAUCUCGAUACACGGAGAAUAAAUGUAGUAACUACGGCAGCUAACAGUUUAGCUUUCAAAGCACACUGACCAAAUCGCGUGACGUCAUUACACCACAUCGGACGCUUGACCAAUAUAUGACGGGUAUGAAACUCAUCAACCCACCGCCAUUUGUAUUGUUACAGAUCGACAUCAGUUGAUGUCGAGGUUUGUUAGUUGUUUCAUUCAUCAUUAUUCAUUUAAUCACGGAACAUUUAAACUUACUAAAGUUAUAUUUUUCUCAUAAAUCAUCCCCAUCUCGUCCAUAGUCGUGCUCUAUAUAUUUUUCAUUGUUACAAAAUAUUAAAAAAAUGUUAUCAUGUUUUGUCAUUGUUUCGUUGUGUAAUUGAAAAUGUUUACAAGAGAAGACAAAUAAAUGUCUCGUUUAAUAGUGCUAA